Molecule: messenger RNA, 4563 nt
Organism: Lepisosteus oculatus (spotted gar)
Lineage: Eukaryota; Metazoa; Chordata; Actinopteri; Semionotiformes; Lepisosteidae
Product: histamine N-methyltransferase-like
Molecular function (GO): N-methyltransferase activity
Source: RefSeq, a predicted model, not a curated record
AUUCUUUUUAGAAUCUGCAAAUGGAAACAGACUUCCAGCUCACCCUGGAAAUGGGGUGUUGAUGAUGUUGGCAGUCAAAGACAAGACUGCUGUAAAACCUGACACACAGCCAAGUCCGUGUGAGGCAAGACCGCGACGUGCUGUAUACAGCUCUUCAAACACAGCGUGAAAGCGCACAGCCCCUCACUGUGAGCAGGGAAAGGAGCACACGGCAGAACAGCAAGUUUUCAGAAAUGACUUCUGCAGCGACAGAUUCUUCAGGAUAUGAGGGUCGAUAUGCACAAGCUUUUAAGCUGUUCUUGCAGCGCUCCACUGAGCACAGCAGCAUAUUUGAUUUCAUCGACAGAACUCUCCUGGGGGAGUUCACAAGAAUUGGAGAUGGAAAAUCUACACUUAAUGUUUUAGGUCUUGGAAGUGGGGGAGGGGAAGUGGAUGUCCAUCUGCUCACUAAACUGCAGUCUGUCCACCUGGAAAAGACCAUCACAGCCGAUAUUGUGGAACCCAGUAAGGAACUGACCCAGACCUUCAAAGCACUGGUGGCAAAGACUCCAAACCUUAAGAACAUCAGAUUCACCUGGAAUACUAUGACUUGUGCUGAGUAUGAACAACGAGUAAAAGAGACAAAAGAUGACAAACGAUUUGACUUCAUUCACAUGAUUCAGAUGCUGUAUUAUGUGUCUGACUAUGCUGCAACAAUCAAGUUUUUUCACAGCCUUCUUAGGGAGAAAGGAAAGCUUCUUAUCAUCCACGAAGCAGCGGGCAGCGGUUGGGAACUCCUUUGGAAAACCUACAAGGAAGCACUUUGUACAAACAAAAUCUCCCAGUACCUUUCAGCAGGCGACAUUAAAAUACACCUGGAGAACCUGGGUCUGAAGUAUGAAGAGCAUGAGAUUCCCAACACCCUGGAUAUAACAGAGUGCUUCAUGAAAGGGAAUGAAACAGGAGAACUGCUUCUGGACUUCAUGACAGAGAAAAACCAUUUCUAUAAAACAACACCUCCGGACCUCAGAGAGGGGAUUCUGGAGUUACUCCGCAAUAAGUGCAGCAAGGAGAAGGAUGGAAGAAUUAUUUUCAACAGCAAUCUGAGUGCCCUGUUUAUUCAGCUAUAAAGUGAAACCAGCCCUACAUUUCCAGAUUAGGAAAAAUAAUCCAUAUAAAAUUAAAUGUCUUCUUAAUUCUUCAGUAUAACUUUGAAUUGGAAGUGCUAAUUAUAAUUAUCUAUAUAGUAAUGCUGAUUUUUGACAUCUGGAGCAAAAGGGGUUUCUACAGGAUAAUCAUUUUUAGUAUGCGAAUAUCCUAUAUAAUAUCAAGAUUUAAUCCCCUAUUCAUAUUUUAUAGUGUGUAUAUAUAUACUCUGAGCAUUUAGUUUUUUUAUUUUAGAGGCUGGGCUGUGUGUCUGAUCUGACAGUUCUCACGGUGGAUCUAGUUGGGCUUUAAAUAUUUCUCAUAAUUAAUAUUAAAAUUAUUUUGUCAUUUUUAAAUUGGGGGUUCUUCACAAGAUUUCUUCACUCAGAAAAGGCUGGAUCAUCUUUAUGAUAUAUACUGUAGAUACACAUUUGGUAAUGCAUUUAUGGGUCUCCACAUUGGAGACAAAUUCUCACAGUAAAACCUAAUUGCACUAUUACUACCUUUAAGCAUAUAAAAGAAAAACUGAAACUGAAAUUUCAAAAUAAAUCCACUAGGCUGUACUAUAGUACAGUUAAUGGGUAGAGAGCAAAUCUCACUGAGCCUCUGUGAUGACUCUGCAGGCAAUUUCUCUAGCCGGAUAAACUAAAUAAAAUAAAUGCUACUGUAAAUCAAAUUUUGUGAUGAUAAUAAUGCAGUUUUCAUUUUGGAAUAAAACUCUAUUCUCAGUUGUAAUAUUAGCAAAUAUAGUAAUCAGUGAAGCCUAUCACGGUUGCCUCAACCAAAUUAGUUCACUCAGUAUAAAUUGUAUUUUAAUGUAGUGUAGCCAGUAUGAUUGAGAGCAAAGUAAUUACUAAAAACUCCACAUCACUAAUUUUUUAGCUUUGCCAGUUGCUCUGUUGUUGAUGGCAGACACCAUGAAUCCAUUCAGGUUAUACAUUGAAUAAUCUGAGAGUCAAUUCCUAGUUAAGUGCCUUCAUCUUGCAUGCUGAGAAAAGGCUUGAGCACUUUUUAUUCAAAAACAAAGGGUUUUAUCUUAAAACUACUUAUACAGUAUAUUACUAUUAUUGAUGCUACUACAAAGAGCUACUGUAUGAUAAUAUCAAUGUACUACAAAGAUGAGUUCAAAAAAACACUGGGGUGUGUUCUGUAAUCUCUGCUGAUCCUUGCGUUUCCACUGUUUAUUCUUGAUUUCUAACCAUAAAGGUUACAAACAGAAGAGACUAUUCAUCCUAGUCUAACUCACAUGGUUAGUACUGUAGUAGCUAAAUGACCUCAGCAUCUCAUCCAGCAGUCCCAUGAAAGAAGCCAGGGCUUUAACUUUGACAAUAUGGUUAUGCUAAAACUGUGCAGAAACAACAACAACAACAACAAAAAGAUUAGUUUAUAAUAUUGUGUAAUUCCAUUUACGUGGUAUCUUGUAGACAGAAUAUGUAACACAAUGAAUCAAAGAUCUUAGUUCCCAAGAUUGCUAACAUAGCCACUACAAAACUUAGAUGGACUUUCAUUUCACUAAAGAUUAUCAUAAAAGUGUGUUCUUAAAAGCGAAAAAUUAAAAGUUUAAACAAUUGUAUACCAAAUGGUUCAACAAAAAGAAUGCAGUUUUCUAAUUCAAUUAAUACAAUGAAUUGCAAGCACAAUAUUGAAUUGUAGGCUAAAAUAAAUAAAACUUCCUUCAGUACUACAACACUAAAGAAUAUCAGGUUUGAAGUGAAAUAUAUCUGGGACAAAUACAGUAUGGUAGAUGUCUAGACAACAAAAGGGAAAUGGCUGAUGUACUAUACAAGUAUUUCACUCCAGUGUUCACCGAAGAAGUCAGACAAACACCUCAAGUAGCAGAAGUACAAGGUUCUGUACCUGACAGUGCUAGUGUAGAAGAGGUACUAGAACAACUCAGGAGCAAUAAAUUCCCACAGCCCAUUUUAUGAAAUGUACUUAAGAAAACGAGAGAUGUUAUUUAAAACCCAUUAACAACUCUAGCACCAAUCCCUCAAGACAAGGAUAGUACCCAGGGACUGGAGAAUUACUGAUGCAGAACUCUUCUACAGAAAGGGUGAGCAAUUAAUCAGGUAGAUACAGUAUAGACCAAUAUGUUCAAGUAGGGAGCUGCGUCAGCAUGCGUAGGCUGCAAAGGAACAAGUAAAUGUGGAUUCCAAGCUCAAAAGAGAUGAAAACAAGCACAACGUUUCAGCUGUGGAGCCUUCUUAGGGUGUGCAGAACCAAUGUGUCUGACUCAAAUUACAUGCAAGGAAAAAAUAAAGAGAACUAAAAUACUGGCUCACCUAUAUAGGCACAUAACAGGAUAAUUAACAUAUUUUCAGAAGGCUUUUGAUUAAAUUCCUCAUAAAUGAUUAAUUCUCAAAUUGCAGAUGGUAAGUACUGUAAGAAAUAUGACUUUUGACUGAGAAUCAGCUAUGAUUAUGAGAACAAUACAGUAAGGGGGUAAGUACUCAGACUGGGAUAAUGUAAAUAGUGGAGUGCUACAAGGAUCUGUACUAGGACCACAGCUGCUCUUACUUUAUACCGUAUAAAUGACCUAGACUCUGAUAUAGUUAAUAAAGUAGUCGGGUUUGCAGAUGAUACCAAAUUAAGAGGAUUAGCAAAUAUUGUAAAAGCAGAAAAUGAUAUUCAAAAAGAUUGAGCUAAAAUCUACGACUGGGCAAACAGCAGGCAGAUGACAUUUAGUGUAGGCAAGUACAAGGAUUUGUGUGCAGGUAAAGAAAACCAGCUAUAAAUAAAAAACAGAAGGUUACUUAUCAACAAACCGCAGGCUUUUAUACUGUCAUCUGCACAAUGUUUGAGAGGAAUUAAAAAGACACAAAAUUCAAUUCAAUUCAUUUGCUAGGGUGUAAAGUUGAAUGGUAGAAUAUUGUGUACAAUUUUGGUCACUAUGUUAUAUAGAACAUAUAUUACUGGUCUGUAUUCAGUACCUGAACCUUUUUAAUGUUGAACAUGAAAGACUAUGGGGGGAGCUGAUACAACUAUUCAAAAUACUGUACCUCACAGACAUUGAGAAAGUCAACCUUGCCAAUUUCUUCAGCAUGAACAGUGAAAAACAAAUCAGAUGGAUAGGAGAAACGUCUUUAUGCCAAGGGGUGGGAGUAUUGAACAAGAUACCCUGCUGUGUGAUUGAAGCUGAUCCACUGGCUUCUUUCAGGAAACAGCUGGAUGAGAUCAUUGGAUCAAUUAACUACUAAAGGGCUAGAUGUUUCAAAUGGACAUUUCUUGUUUGUAUCCUUCCUAAAGCAGGAACCCCCAAUCCUAAUCCUAAAGGGCAGGUUUUUCCACGUCUCUUUAAAGCAUGAGCACAUGAGGAACUGGGAGAGAUGCUGUUAUACUCAUCCAAUUCAGUUGAUAAUGUCCUAAUUCAUCUCAUUACAUGCUCAGCUGGACUGAAAACCUUUAGACACACCAUAAAUAAAUCCCUGCUCUAGAAUA